Molecule: messenger RNA, 435 nt
Organism: Solanum dulcamara
Lineage: Eukaryota; Viridiplantae; Streptophyta; Magnoliopsida; Solanales; Solanaceae
Exons: 1
Coding region: 1-435 (144 amino acids)
Source: RefSeq, a predicted model, not a curated record
AUGGAUAGGGUGAAAUUGAUUCAACAGCGCCUUCUAACUGCUCAGAGUAGGCAAAAGAGUUAUAUGGAUAGGUGUGUUCAUGAUGUGUCAUUAUCUAUUGGUGAGCGACUGUUACUCAAGGUGUCGCCCACUAAGGGUGUGAUGGGAUUUAGGAGGAAAAGGAAGCUCAGUCUGAGGUUUAUUGGCCUUUUUGAGGUUUUAGAGAAAUAUGGGGAGGUGGCUUAUAAAUUGGACUUUUCCCCAAGACUUUCAGUUGUCCAUCCUGUGUUUCAAGUAUCGAGGCUUAAGCGGUAUUGGCACGAUGACUUUCAUGUUAUUCAGUUGAACUUGAUUGCUUUGGAUCAGAACUUGUCAUUUGAGGAGGAGCUUGUUGCUAUCUUGGAUAGACAGACUAGAUUGAGAUCAAAGCAUAUUGAUUUAGUGAAAGUGCAUUAG